AUGCUGCCCUUCGUACCUCGCAGCGUAGCAGGUACGAAGCGUGUGCAUCCCGCGGGACGGCCGCCACCGCCGCCACCGCCGCCAAAACCGCAAUGUCAUGCGAGCAGGGAUAUGCGACCUGUGGCAGCAGCGCUGCUCAAUCUCCUCUCGCCAUGGUGGGCUGCGCAAAGAGGCGUGUAUAGCGGCAAUGAAGCCCUAGCAGAGCUGGUCCAGUUGGCCACGAGGCAGGAUGUGCAUGUGAUGCAGUUCCUAGCGAAUCCUGUUCUACCAAGGCUGGGAUGCACAUCCAGCGCGGAUUUGUGCGCCGCACUUGAGGCGCUCUAUGCUCUGCAUGUCGUGCAGCAAGGCAGGGAUGCAUUCCAUGUGCGGCUUGCAGCAGCUGAUCAUGUGCAAGUCGUGUUUCUCGAGCACGCCGUGGAACACGCGUGCGAUGCACUGGAGUUGGCUGAAAGCGUGACGUCGCUCGUCGACGCUCCGCACGUCUACGCAGUUGUAUCACCGACAGCGACGCCCAUGCAAGUCGAACUGCCUCGGCGGCCUAUCCGAGAUGCUUUGGUUUGUCUGGAUGCUGCAUCUGCCGAGGAGCUAUUGCUCCGCUAUGGCUGGACGUAUAAGUCGCGUCCCUUUGGUCCCUCUGCACGCUGCAUGACUUGGGACCAGUUUGAGCAGAGACGCGCCGAGUACGAAGCAUGGCGGCAAGAGCUCGUGCGCCAGAACAUACAGGCAACACGCGCAGCUCAGCACGACCACACAGACUAUCCUCAGCAUACCAUCGUGGCUGUCAUGACCGCGCAAAGCGUGGCUGUCGACGCGCUCAAGUCGCGCCUCGCUGCGGUCGCGCCAAAUGCGAUUGACUAUGUGGAUGCGCAAAAGCCCAGCGUAAUAUAUGUGCGAUGCGCUUCGGCGGCGGCGGCUGCAUCGGUGGCGCAGAGCCUAGGACCGCCAUCAUACGUCCUGCAAGGCGCAGAGCAGGCCGCAUACUGGGCCCAGGUGCCACAGCGCGUCCGCCAUGCAGCGAUGCGACGCAGCCUAAAAUAUACCCGUGCCGACUGA
Messenger RNA from Malassezia restricta, 1053 nucleotides. RefSeq lists its product as uncharacterized. Bases 1 to 1053 code for a protein of 350 amino acids. NCBI's taxonomy places the organism in Eukaryota, Fungi, Basidiomycota, Malasseziomycetes, Malasseziales, Malasseziaceae. The transcript has a single exon. The record is from RefSeq and is a predicted model, not a curated record.